AUGCCUGACAGCUACAACGUCAAGAGCUCUGGCACCAACAGCCAGGGCAACCACUACUGCUCUCGGGACUACGGUUCCAGCUCCUCCAACUCAAACUCCUAUCACUACUCCAACACGGACGGUUCUUACUACUACUCCAACCCCAACGGCAGCACCUACCACAACAAUGGACAGGGCGGCUCAACCUACACCGCCCCUAACGGCAACUCUUACUCUUCCGGCUCGAAGAAGUAA
Messenger RNA from Fusarium coffeatum, 234 nucleotides. RefSeq lists its product as uncharacterized. The record is from RefSeq and is a predicted model, not a curated record. The transcript has 3 exons. Lineage: Eukaryota; Fungi; Ascomycota; Sordariomycetes; Hypocreales; Nectriaceae. The coding region runs from base 1 to 234 and encodes 77 amino acids.